Leptinotarsa decemlineata (Colorado potato beetle) is the source of this 1871-nucleotide messenger RNA. Its product is annotated as nucleoredoxin. NCBI's taxonomy places the organism in Eukaryota, Metazoa, Arthropoda, Insecta, Coleoptera, Chrysomelidae. Gene Ontology annotation, biological process: negative regulation of Wnt signaling pathway; negative regulation of protein ubiquitination. Gene Ontology annotation, cellular component: nucleus. The record is from RefSeq and is a predicted model, not a curated record. Gene Ontology annotation, molecular function: thioredoxin-disulfide reductase (NADPH) activity.
GUUAUCAGAACCUUUCGACGAAAGUUAGUGAAGUGUUUUUGAAGCGAUCUAUUGUAGAUAUAUGUGAGAGUGCCGAAUCAUUCAGUGCCUAUAUUGAGUCAAUGCCUUGGAUUGUGGUACCAUUUCAACAAACUGCAGUGAGAGCGGAAUUAGCUCAACUCUACGGAAUACGAGGUAUUCCGACAUUGCUGCUAUUGGACAGCAACGGCCAUAUAAUAACUAUGGACGCCAGAACUGAGUUGGCUGAAGAUCCUUUGGCACAGUACUUUCCUUGGAAACCGAGACCUGUAAAUAUUUUAACUGAACGAUAUUUAACAAAACUGUAUGAUUAUCCAGCAGUAGUCCUUUUUGUAGAUGGUGAAGAUACAGAGGUUCAAUUUGCUGAAUCCGUACUAGCUCCUGCGGCUGAAAACUAUUACGAAACAAGUAAUAUAAACUUCAGUUCUGCCCAAGAAGAUUUCUUUUUAAAUAUAGAAGAAGACCCAUAUCUUCAGUUUCUCAUCGGCGUAGACAGCGAAACAUCUGACAUUCUCAGAGACCUAAUUGGACUGGAUGACGUAAUGCCGUUAUUGGUUGCUGUCGAUUUACCUAGAAGGAGAUUCGCUGUCAUGGAGUAUGGGUUGGAGAUCAACAAUGAAAGUGUGAAUGAGUUUGUGAUGAAAUUGUUGAAGAACGAUCUCAGUUUUAUUGAUAUUACGGAGGAUAAGGUGGAAGCAACUAAAAAUUGUUGAAGACUUGUGAUUUGUUGUUGAUGCAAGCCGAUGAAUUACCUAUUUUAUAGUAGAUAGAUUUUGGUGUCUAGUUAUACAAAUACAUUGGUUUGGUGUUUUCAUAUCUUGAAGAACUCAAUUUUCCAGUUGUUGAAAAAAGCAGUUGUCAUUUGAUGAUUUCAAAUGCUUUAUUCAAUUAUUCAGCUGUCAGUGGGCCUAUGGGCACAUUUAAACUUAGCCUGUCCUUUAUAGAAAUGAAUGAUAUCAUGCUCGUACUGAAAUAAGGAAGGAAAAAUGAGUUAUAUACUUCGAUUUGAUACCUUAAAUUAUGUUUUUUUGGCUUCGAGUGCAGAACAAAUAAACAAAUAAAUGUUUGCACAUAAAGGGAAUGGAUUUCCUAUUUUCAGAAAACGAAAAAAAAUAUGAAAGGCUGGCGAAUGUUUUGAAAAGACGUGGACUACUUUGUACCGUUCAAUUCGUUCCAUAGUAGGAUAAACUUUUUUUACCAUACCGGUGUUAAACUUAAACAAGAUAUUUUCAUAUGAAUAUGAAAUACCUCAACUGAAAGAGGAGAAAAAUCACUAUCUAUAUCUGAACAACUAUCACUGAAAUCAACUAAAAAGAGUUGAUUUCAGAAUUCACCAUUUAUGAUAACACUAUUGUGAGAUUUUCACUGGAUAGUUUAUAAAAUCGCAACACGUUUUUUGCUAUAUAAUAGCUUCCUCAGGCGUGAAGUAAAGUAUGAACACGGCAGAGGACACUAUUGUGUAGCGAAAUACGUGUUGCGGAUUGGUAACUGUUCAGUGAUAAUGUCAUAAUGAAGUUUUACUGGUACUUGAAAACUUUAUGAAUUUCCAUCAAGUAUCGACCAAUUCCAUAGCAUAAUAACUUAAUUUUUACUUGUGUGCAGAGUGUUCUUGUAGUUGAUCCUACACAUUAAUGACACAAAAUAUUCAAGGUAGAAACUUUUCGUGUUUGCUACAGGAGAUCUAAAGUGAAAAAAAUUCAAAUAACUUCUAAAUGCAUAUCAAUAAGGAUUGAAUUAAAUAUUUUCCAUUUUAAAAUCUCAAAUCAUUCAAAAUUAAUGAAAUAAUAAAAACAAAUUUUGAAUGUUGGGAACUCUUUUUCUGAAAUUUGCAUCUAGUCAUUAACGUUGUGUAU